This is a messenger RNA of Pocillopora meandrina, 670 nucleotides long. Lineage: Eukaryota; Metazoa; Cnidaria; Anthozoa; Scleractinia; Pocilloporidae. The record is from the annotation of a GenBank genome assembly.
AUGUGGGCGGCUAUGAGGUAUGUACUGCCCGCAGUACAACUUCAGGGCUGCGUGUUCCAUUGAAUCUAGGCAUUAUGGUGAAAGGUUGGUUAAGUAAAGUUUACCAUAAAGUUAAUGGACAAUGUUACGAUUAUGAUUUGUAUAACACGUUAUAUGUCUGUUUGUUUCUAUAUAGAUUCAAGAAUUGGGGCUUCAAGUCCUUUAUCAGAGAGACGAAGGGACCUUCAAGUACCUCCGCAAGUUGAUGGCGUUGCCCUUCCUUCCGAGCCAUGAAAUUCCAGCUAUGUUCGAGUCUUUGAAAGAACACGCCACAUCACCAGCCCUCCGCGAGCUUACAAGAUACAUUGAAAAUCAGUGGGUUCAGUCCCUUGCAUUCACGCCCAAAGACUGGGGUGUUUAUGGCAAGCCUACAAGGACUAACAACGACAUUGAAGGUACUUUUAUUUUGAAAAUUGAAUGGUAAAUUAUACAGGACCUUAAAUGUCUAAUGACGGUAUGCAGAAACAUCAUAUGUAUUUCCUUCACGUCUCCUUCGUUUUGUGCUAAUCUUUACAUCCCAGGUUGGGAUCAUGCACCUAAUAGAAGAGCAAUGGGGAGGCAUCUUCCGUUCUACGAACUAAUAGAGCUUUUACAAAGGGAAGCAAAAUCGGUGGCCACACAAAUACGAUAA